CUUGAUCUCGCAAGCAGUGGCUUUAACAUAGCUCUUUUUUUAAAGUACAGAAGUUGAGAUCAUUGCCACCAGUUCCGCAACGUCAGAACGCAGCUGUCUACCGCCGUCGUCGGAUCAAAGCGGGAGGGAAGCACGGUGGAGUCGCAGCAUCACAUCAAGCACGGAGCAAGCAAGCAAGGUCGUCGCAAUCACGGGGGAUGAGUUUGGCACCACCGCCGCGUUGGGCCGAGGCUCCGGCGCGCGUGGUGGGGCAGCUGCACCUGCUGCUGUGGAAGAACCUGCUGGUGACGCAGCUCUACCACCACUACGUCGUCACGGCGGUCGAGCUCCUGCUGCCGGCACUGCUGUCGUACUUGUACGGCGUUCUCGAGCUGGACUUCUCGAACGCGUUGCCCGCCAUGGAGGACGGUACGCGACGGCGGACGCUCCGGGACGCCUUCCUCGUGUACUGGUCGUCUGCUCCGGAGCCUUACUUUCCCGCCGAUAUGAUCCAGAAGACCCAGGCGGCUCCCAAGCCUCCAGCGCCGAGCAAGAACACGACGGACGAGAAGGUGAACCUGCUGUACAAGGAAGGGCUCUCCGGCCACGUGCUCGCCUCUCUGCCCUUCGUGCUGGUGCUGGGAAUGCCUCUGCCGGGUUUCGCGUACAGGGUCUCCAUGGAGCUCAACAGCGGCGCCAAGGAGCUGAUGGAGGCUUACGGCGUCAGCAGCAGCGUCUACUGGCUGGGCAACCUGCUGGUGGAGCUGGUCAAACUGAUGCUCAUCGCCCUGUCUCUCACGUUGCUCUGGAGCUACACGGAGCUGUUCAAGGGCACCGCUGCGAACGUGCAGCUCCUCCUCCUCGCGUUCUUCUUCGCCUCGUCGCUCGCUCUCUGCCUGCUGAUCGCAAGCUUCGCUACGAGGCCCGGUGUGGCCGCCCUGUCUGUGGUGGUGAUGACGCUGACGACGACCCUGCUGCCCGUGGUGUCCCUGGUGGGCUACUCGGUCGAGUACAUCAACAUGACGCGCUUGCUGCAGCUGCUGAGCUGCCUCAUCCCGGACGUGGCCCUGACGUACGCCUUCACCAUGAUGCACAUCAACGAGGAGCUGGGAGGCCACCUCAUAACGCUCGACAACAUGAGGAACUUCGUGCUGCGCGACGUGUCGCUCUACAAGAUGGUGCACGCCAUGUUGGCCACCCUGGGCGGCUGCCUCGUGCUCACCACGUACGUCGACAGGGUCUGGCCCGGCGGAGGGAGCUUGCCCGAGAGGCCGCUGUUCUUCGCCGACCCCGACUAUUGGGGCAUCAAGUACCAUCUGUUCGGCUCUACACCGAGGGUCCGGCGUAUUAGCACCGAGAAGUACACCAUGGAACCAGUGCCACUGGAUUUGCAGCCUUUCGUGGUUAUCGACAAGCUGACCAAAAACAUCGUCACGCUGUUCCGGUCGGUGACGGUCCUGAAUAGGGUGAGCAUAAAGUUGUACGCCGAACACGUCACCGUGCUCCUGGGAACCAACGGCAGUGGCAAGUCGCUCAUCCUGAAGAUCGUCAGUGGUCUGUCGAGGCCCAGCGGGGGCACCGUGUACGUCGGCAGUGGCUACGACGUGCGCCAGGACUUCUGGCACGUCCGCCACCUGCUGGGCUACUGCCCGCAAACCGACGCGCUGCUGGACGAGCUCAGUAUCGAGGAGAACCUGUUCUUCUUCGCGCGCCUGCGCCAUAUGGGCAAGCGCAAGGCGGCCAGCGAGGCGCAGAUCUCGCUCUACGAGUUCCAGCUCUUCAACCGGCGCAAGGAGAGGGUGAGGAGCCUCAACUUCAGCGACAGACGCCGCCUGCAGCUCGCCAUAGCCAUGGUCGGGUCGCCCGCGUACCUCCUGCUGGACGACCCGACGGUGGGCGUGGACCUGGAGACGAAGCACAGCUUGUGGGAGAUUAUCCUAAAGGCGCGGCAGCGUUGCGGCAUCCUGCUCGUCACAAACUCCAUCGAAGAAGCCGAACUACUGGGCGACCGCAUCGCGAUCAUCUCGCAGGGCGCCGUAGCCUGCUGCGGCUCUUCGAUUUACCUGCGCAAGCGUCACGGUAUCGAUGCGUUCCUCGAGCGCUGCAGGAUUCUCGGGCUCGUUGUUGUCAUUCGACGAUGCGUCCGCUGCUCCGGCUAUCGGUUCCCCAUGCUGGUGGACGAAGAGAGCGACGUCGCCGAGCUGACGGCCUUCAUUCAGCGCCUCCGUCCAUCGGCCAAGCUGUACAUGGAGCGGCGUCGCGCGGUGGUCUACACCAUCGGCUACCCGGGCACCGCGUCCCUCAUCGACCUACUGCGCGAGCUCGAGGCGAACCAGAAGCAGCUGGGCAUCACGCGCAUCGGCGUCAACACGGCCUCGCUCGAAGACGUCAUGCUCAGGUCCCGUUUGGGAGACUUCGUUAAAGCUAUACAGGGGCCGCUUUGGGUCCACAGCGAGCAGUCAGAAUUCUCGAUGAGCGAUGUCGCGCCUUCAACCACCAGCAGGCUUGAUAUGCAAGGUCGGACGCAGGUCGUUGCCUCGACGCUGUUCAUACGCCAAGUGGAUGCCCUGGCGAGAAAGAAGUUCGCCAGCGGGCGCCGCAUUCUGGGCGCGCACGUGGCCUUGGUGGCCGUACAGCUCAUCAUUGUGGCAUCUAUGGUCGCCUACGUCUCCUCCCAGUACCCUUUCGUCCAGAUGCAUCGCCUGGGCACGGUCGGCAGCGCUCUCGAUAAAAUACGCGUGAUAUCGGCGCCUAAAGGCCGCGCGUUCUUCCUCUCGCUGGACUUUGAUCGGCUGAGCCAGGAGAUGCAUGCCGUGAUCCUCAAGGUGCGGCUGAUGAUGGGUGCGUUGUUGCCCGUGGCCAUGUCCCUGUCCACUGCGCUGCGGCUUUUGCUGCCGCUGCAGGAGCGCAAGUCGGAAGCGAAGCACCUGCAGUUGAUGACGGGCCUGAGUCCGGCGCGCUACUGGACCAUCACUUUCCUCAUCGACAUGGUGCACCACGUGCUCACCACCCUGCUUCUGCUUACGCCCUUCUUCAUACCAGCCCGCAGCGACACCGUGUGUCAGACGUUCACCUACAUGGACUCCGCACCGUGGCCCCAUGGGGAAGAGCCCCCACUUGACAGCCCAGUGGCUGCCAUGGAGAAAGAGAUCCGCGAUACUGAAUGCGGCCAAGGGCCCUUCUUCUCGCUGUUCUUCAUGUUCGGCUGGUCGUUCGUGCCGAUGACCUACCUAACCAGCUUCAUGACGGACCAGAAGAUCGCCGGCUACGUCAUGCUCGUGUUCAGCGCCUUCUUCUUCGGUUCGGUGACGAACAGCUACAUGGACAUAGUGGGGCCCGGCACGGUGUCGAACUUCCGACCCACGGGCUGGACCUCGGAAAUGGCCGAACUGCUGAUGGUGCCCCUGCGCCUGCUGCCCCAGUACGCGGUGGGCCACGGCGCCGGCGAGGUGCAGGCGGCCUUCUCAGAGCAUGCCGCCUGCUGCCGGCUGCAUCGCACGCUGCUGUGGUACAUCUGUACCGUGCCGCUGACCAGCUACCCAGAGGCGCAGCGGCCAUUCGCCAGCCGCAUAAUGUACUGCUGCCAGGCCGACUGUCGCAAUGGUUCGGAGUGCGUCACCAUGGAGCCGCUUCGGUCGUCGUUGAACGUGCUGUCUUCGGGCUGGGACCUGCUUAUGAUGUUCCUGAGCGGUAUACUCUACUUGGCCGCAGCGGUGAGCUUGGAGAUGCACCUGGGUCUGCCCCACUGCUUGAAGCCCGAGCCGCACCUUGGGCACCACGCCCCGACCCAGCUGGCCAACGUCCAAACGCACCACCCGUCCGUCACCGAGGAAGCUGGGAUCGUUAAGAAGCUGAUCGCAGGGGAAAAAACGGGAGACAACCCGCACCACGUGACGGGACUACUGGUCAGCGAGCUAUGCCUCAAGACUGGCGACUUGGGUCCACUGUCGUUCCACGUGGAGCAGGGCGAGGUGUUUGGCAUCAUCGGCAUGGAGGGGUCCGGCCGUUCCUCCCUCUUGGCGGCUAUCGCCGGGGAAGAGGCGCUCACCAAGGGCACGCUGCUGUUCAACGGAGCUUCGGCGACCGUUAACAAAGCCGAGUACCAGAGGCAGAUCGGCUACUGUCCAAAGAACAACCCGAUGGUAACGAGACUCACGAGUCACGAGAUGCUGCAGCUGAUUGCUCGGCUGCGAGGUCUGCCCAGCACCGCAAUCGACGAAAAAGUGUCCUUCAUCGAGGGAAAAGUGGGCCUCCGGAACGUGCGCGACGAACGCGUCGACAAACUCAGGCCGUGCGACAAGCGCAAGCUGUCCGUGGGGCUGGCUCUGGUGGGGAGCCCCAAGCUGGUCAUCCUCAACGAGUGCACGCGUGGAGUGGACCCGAUGUCGCGGGGACGCCUCUUCCGCUGCAUGGAGGAGAUGCAUAGCAGCACUCAAACGAGCAUGGUCUUCGCCUCACACUGCCUCCGCGAGUGCGACUCGUUCUGCGACCGGGUGGCUGUGCUGGAGGGCGGCGAGUUCCAGGUGAUCGGCGAGACGAGCCUGAUGAAGGAGGGCUGCCAGCAGCGCUUCACCGUCACCGUGCGCCUCACGAAGGACAAGGUGCAGGAGGGAGACUACUUCAAGACCGUCAACCGCGUCAUGAAGGCGCAGUUCCCCUCUUCGCUCAUCUCUGACAUCCGGUCGGACAUGUUGCAGUACACCGUCAAGGACGCGGCCAUUCCGUGGAGCGACGUGUUCGUGCGCAUGGAGAAGAUAAACGAGGAGCUUGACUUGGAGGACUACGUGGUGUGCGAGGCCUCGCUGGCCGACGUCUUCCUCGGCUUCUCGCACGAGCGCAAGGUGGUGGACUUCCGCAGCGCCGACAUGCGCGUCUACUCCGACUCCGACCCCAUCGAGGUGUUCUCCGACGCCCCCGCGACGCCGACGCUGCUGCGCCAGUGAACCUCGCGUCUUCCGGCCUCGCGGGGACAUUUAUCAGCGCACCCCCAUUGUGUCAAACACACACCCCGUACAACGCCAUAGCGACAUACAAAAGUCUAUAGAUGUAAUAUCGCAAACCUGCGUGGCCAGCGUUGGUAAAAACGCUGGUCUUCGCGUAGAAAAACUGUUGUACACACCGCUCAACGUUUCUUUUUUAUACGGGAAUAGUGGACUGUGAAUGAGCAACGGGUGUCCCACAAUCAUCGAAAGCAAGGAAGCCCAAAAAAAUUCCAUGAUCAGUGCGAAAAAGCCGUCGUUCGAGAGCUGUGGGUACAUAUACUGUCGCACUAUCAAACACUGGGCUCAUCGGUGACUGCUAGGACCCCUUCAUUCAUCAACCGAUUACUGCUCGAGAGACAGCAGUUUAUUAGAUACCGUCUAUGUUUAAUGCAAGUCCGCGGGCUUAAUUGAGAUAGCGUCUGCACCAUAUAGUAAAUGAAAUGCACAUAAAAAAACACUUGUACAAGCGAUACGUUUGUGGCCCUGUGAUGCACUAAACAUCGAUACAGAAUAGGCAUAGAAAAAAAAUCGAUUCCCACAGUCUGAUCACGUUUCGCCAACGUGUGCACACGCUGGUGCCUUCCCUAU
Molecule: messenger RNA, 5549 nt
Organism: Dermacentor andersoni
Lineage: Eukaryota; Metazoa; Arthropoda; Arachnida; Ixodida; Ixodidae
Product: phospholipid-transporting ATPase ABCA3-like
Biological process (GO): transmembrane transport; lipid transport
Cellular component (GO): membrane; intracellular membrane-bounded organelle
Molecular function (GO): ABC-type transporter activity; ATP binding; ATP hydrolysis activity
Source: RefSeq, a predicted model, not a curated record